AUGCAAUGGCGGGUGCUGCCAUCAUUGCAGCCUGAACGGAUGAAGGAGCUGAGAGUGUUACUUCUGGGAGCCGGUACACUGGGAUGUGGCGUGGCAAGGGCCCUCAUGGGCUGGGGCUGCAGGCGGAUGACGUUCGUCGAUGGUGGCAAGGUUUCUUUCUCCAACCCGGUCCGGCAGAGCCUCUUCACGCACAGGGAUGCCGCAGAGGGUCGCAAGAAGGUGUGCUCGGGGUUGAGUGUCCUGUGGCUUGACCGAGAAAUGCACGUGUGGUCAUAG
Messenger RNA from Symbiodinium pilosum, 276 nucleotides. The record is from the annotation of a GenBank genome assembly. NCBI's taxonomy places the organism in Eukaryota, Dinophyceae, Suessiales, Symbiodiniaceae.